Molecule: messenger RNA, 1930 nt
Organism: Cucurbita maxima (winter squash)
Lineage: Eukaryota; Viridiplantae; Streptophyta; Magnoliopsida; Cucurbitales; Cucurbitaceae
Exons: 8
Coding region: 401-1771 (456 amino acids)
Source: RefSeq, a predicted model, not a curated record
UUUUCCAAAGCCAAGAACGCUGAGGCAAGAAAACUUCUACCCUUUACCUCUUUCUCUUCGUCUAGUAGACCCCUUACUACUACGCCCAUCGGGGCUGUUUCGACGAUCAGCAACGCCGGCGUUCGAUUCACGACCCACCCACAAGCUUCACGCCACGACCCACCCACAAGCUUCACGCCACGACCCACGCAAUCAAACCCCUCCGGCCACCCGAUUCCUGACAACGGCAAGCUCUCUUCGACGGCGAACAAGUUCUAUCACCUCUGUGGUGGCUUGUCCUUGCUCCGCAGCGGCGCGCUAAUCUCGGCGCCCAGUAGGGAAUCGCCGCCCGGCACUGAUUUUUUCUUUUCUUGGGCUAGUUUCUGAAUUUUGCAAUCCAACUAAAUCUCUGCAAAUUCCAAUGGGAAGUGGGAGGAAGAAGAAGCGUACUGAGUAUUCAGAGCCUUCUUCAUCGUCACCGUCCUCUUCAGAUAACUCGGACAGCUCUUCUAUGCGGUCGCGCCGCCAUGGCCGCAGUGGCAGUUCAAGGAGGGAGAAGGACAAGAAGCGAGAGUCGAGGAUUAGAGAUAGGGAGAGGAAGAGAAAAGAUAGGAAUAGGGAGAGAGAUAGAAAGAUGAGAAAGAAGAAAUUGAGAAGGGAGGCCAAGAGAAAGAGGGAUGAUUAUGGAUCUGAAAGUGAUGCUGAGUCCUCACGUUCAGGGAAUUCUAGUGAUAGCGAGUUUGAGAGGCGGAAGUUGGGAACUAUUGAGCCUGAAGUGGUUGUACGCGAGCUUCUGAAGGAAUUUCCUGAUGUUGGGAAUGAUUUAAAACAGGUAUUUUCCUUCAAGUUCUGCUUGCUUUCGUUUUGUUCGGAUAAUAUUUUUCAUUUGACAUUGUUGUGGUUAACUAAUCAUAUUUCAUCUCAGGUUGCAAGAAUUAUGGAUGUUGAGGGAGAUAGUCCAUAUGACAUUUUCGGAUUGAACCGAAACCUUUCUAUUGAAAAUAUUAAAAAGAGGUAUUGGAAGAUGUCACUUUUAGUGCAUCCAGACAAAUGCUCUCAUCCUCAGGCCAACCAAGCUUUUAUUAGAUUGAAUAACGCCUUUAAGGAAUUACAAGAUCCUGAUAAGCGGAAGGCACUGGAUGACAAAAUUAAAUUCAAGGAGGAACAGGAGCAAUUUAAAGUUGAGUUAAGAGGUAUGCGUGAGGCUGCAAAAUGGAGAAAAUCACAAGGAAUAUCAAUGGAGGGUGAUGAUGAACUCCUUGCGAACAUGGAUGAUGAAGUUAAAGUAGAACCAAAAAGAGAUGAAUGGAUGACAAGCCUACCUCCUGAAAGAAAGCCUGGCAUGACUAUGCAAUCUUCUAGAUUUAGCAAGGGCUCCAAGGAAGGCCGUGGCGACACUAGUGUUUGGACAGAUACACCUUCCGACAGAGCUCAAAAAGCGAAGACAAGUUAUUUGGAAGCAUACAACGAAGCCGCUGCACUUGCUUCAAACGAAGAAGCAAAGAAGAAUAGUUCUGAAUCCGCUUUAGUCGACAAAUAUAAUCGAGAAAAACGCUCCAAACCGCUCAUAGAGAAGCAUCGUGAAGGGGCGAGAAGCAGUGGAAAGAAAAAAUCAAAGCAGCAGGUGGGAGAGAAAGAAGAAGAGUGGGUGGGAAAACAUCCAUGGAAGCCUUGGGAUCGUGAGAAGGAUUUAACUGCUGGUAGGAAGACCAUAAAUUUCGAUCCUGAGAACAUGGCUCAAGGCUUGGGCUCCAGGUUUUCUUCAGGAAGCUACCAAAGGAAUUUCUUAUGAGUUCAAUUGCGUUCUUACAUUAGCCCGACGGUAGGCAAGUUUCACAAGUGAUAAUCCAGACUUGUUUUUCUUAUUCUCUCCACCACCCUGCAGUCAAUAAAAUUGUGUGACAAGCGACUAAGUUUACAAUAAUGUAUGGUGGAUCUAAAAUUAACUUUC